Molecule: messenger RNA, 5608 nt
Organism: Danio aesculapii
Lineage: Eukaryota; Metazoa; Chordata; Actinopteri; Cypriniformes; Danionidae
Gene: tuft1b
Product: tuftelin 1b
Exons: 10
Coding region: 253-897 (214 amino acids)
Biological process (GO): intracellular signal transduction
Cellular component (GO): intracellular anatomical structure
Source: RefSeq, a predicted model, not a curated record
CAGCCUUCCUCUGCUCAUUAGAUGAGUCAACAGAACGGGACAGCACAUCCAGACAGAGCAGAGCAAACCGCCUGCAUGUGUCCUCAGCAAGAAAGAUUUCAGACAUCGUUGGAACUCCACAACUACAUCCAGGAUUUGAUCAUUGCGACCUUGUUAUAGCUAUUGUAGGCGAAGUAUAAAAGUUGAGUCAGACUCAAUUGAGAGCAGAGGAUCAGCUAUUGUAAAGACAGGAAACAGAAACGUGUCAACAUAAUGACUGAUAAGAUUGCGGUGCAGGAGGUGAGAUACUGUCUGAGGACUCUCAGAGAGCAAAUGGCAGAAAGACAAAACAACAAUAACAUGAUUUCAAUAAAUGCCUCAGGAGUUCAGGCGGAUGUCCCUGGGCAUGAUCUUUACUACAUAACCCAGACGCAGCACUCUUGCAGGCGGAUACCAGGAGCCAAGGUGAUGGAAAGGGAGAAGAAGAUGACAGAGAUGCAGAUGCACAUGGACAGCCUGAAGCUGGAAAAUGCCACAUUAAAAGAAAAAUUGUCAGCAAAUGAGGCUGAACUUGAGAAGCAGCAAAACAAGAUUGACUUAUAUGAAGAGCUGAAAAAGCAGUUGGUAAAUCAGAUACAUAAAAACAGUUCCUUAGAUGACAUGCUCAAAAGUCAACAAAGGAAACUCAGAAACAUGAUCGAACAGGUACAAAAUGCACGAACUGUAAUUGACAAAAAAAACACUCAGGUCAACGAUCUGGAAGAGAAAGUGGCUUUCCUGGAGGCUGAGAGAAACGAGCUGUACGACCGCCUCGGCUUCCAAAACAAACGAGAACAACAAACAAACAACCCAGACAAGGGGUCUUUGAGCCCAGGAAAAAAGCCUCUGCCAUUCAUGCUGGCCAGGAUCAAGAAAUGAAUAACAGAUGAAGAUUUCUGGAGGAAGAGAGAGAGAGACUGAGUAAGAGACACUGCAGGAGAAAUAAAAAGCUUCUCUCCUCAUCCUUCAGUUCAGCACAUGAGUAGCACAUCAGGUUUAUUAUGUAUAUAAGAAAUAUCAUUCUCUGUAUAAAGCACUUUUCUUUCUCUCUUCAUUGAUCUGUCACAAAUCUUUUUUUUUCUUAAAGGGACAGUUCACCCAGAAAUGAAAAUUCUGUCAUUAUUUAGUUGUCCUUUACUACAUUCAAAAAAUGAUUUUUGCUGCUUGUUCAAACUAUUUAUUUAAAAUGAGCAACACAAUUCUUAAAGGUCACCUAUUUUACCCCUUUUACAAGAUGUAAGAUUAGCCUUUGAUGUCUCCACAAUGUGUUUAAGUUCAACUUAAAAUACCCAUCAGAUUAUUUAUUAUAGCCUCCAGAAUCUGCCCAUUUUGGAGUCUGAAUACAUUGUAGCUGUGUUCUGUAGCCUGUGGCUUUAAAUGUAAAUGAGCUGCUUCUCCCCGCCCACCGUUUCCACAUGCUUGUCUGGUUCUUAUGCUUUUCGUCAGAUAAACAGCAGUCAGUGACAGACUCGGAUGAAGCUGAAAUACAGCUCAAAAAUACCAAGGAAGUUUUUUAUGUAUUUGUGAAAGAGUUUAUUUAAGCCUUUCUGAAAUGAUGAGUCUCACACAAAUGCCGUUUGCAGUACGAACUAGAGGUCUGCAUUCCCGACCAGGACCCAACCAGAUUUCUUGCAGCGUGGGAAUAAAUUUCCAAAUAAAACGUGGUAGUGGUCGGUAACUCUGGUCUAAUUUAAACGGGAGCGGGCAGCCUAACUAUAUGGCGCUCCCGAAAGAUAGAUGGAGAGAGAGAGAGAGAGAGUGUGAGAGCGCGCAUCCGCCAUUGUGCUGUGUGUGUGUGUUAGUGAAUGAGAAAGAGCGCAUCCCAGUAUAUACCUGCUGUGUGUAUAGAAAUAAUGCUGAUAUGAUAUAUGCAAUACAAUCGGUAGUUAGCACAUAUAUUGAGUGGAUAUGUUUGUAAAUCUGACUUUGAAAGAGUCAGUGCCUCACCAGCCACAAACCUCACUGCAGGUCACUGUUUAAGGCGGCACUCAUGUCACAAAUGUCACAAAACUGACAUUUAGCGUACAAUCUUUGCACAACCUGCAGUUUUAUCUGUUAUCUCUCUCUUUUGGUAGCACCCAAUUUUAACGUGAGAUUUUGGAAACCAGAUGUAAAUUUAGCGGGAACGGGCGGGUCGGGCAGCGGGUGAACAAAGGCUGAAUAUACAGCGGGAGCGGUCAAGUACGGAAUAAAACCUGGCAGGAGCGGGCGGUAGCGGGACUAAAGUUUCAGUCCCACACAGACCUCUAGUACACACACACAUAUUAGUAUUUACUGACACUAUGCGGCCAUGGUGAUUACAUAAAUAUUUAUAUAUUGUAUAUAUCUAUGGUGGUGAUUAUAGCGGUUAAGAAUAUCAUAAUGAUUUUACUGUCUUUAUUACAAACAUGCUCUGUUUUAAAAACAUUUUAAAUUUAUAAAACUAAAAUCACAAAGAGUUGUAACAAAUAUUUUAAUCCCAGUUUAUUUGCAAAAAAAAUGUUCUGUGUACACGUGUACAUGUUAUUAUAGAAACAUGGCGCCUGUCAAUCACUUCGGUGGGCGGGGAAAACCACACUCCUACGUCAUGUUGCGGUGGCCCUCAGAUUCACUGGGAUUUGGGUCCUAUUUUAAUGUCAGGAAAGUAAAAAAAGAGACUUGUUGGGUUUUAAUCACUCCAAUAUGCCUGUGGACAUGCUAUAUAUAUAUACGGUUCUGUCCAAACAGCUUCCAAAAGAUGAUUUUUAUGAUAGGUGCCCUUUAAAGAGCCCAUAUUAUGGGUUUUUGAAAAUGCCCUUCCAUGUAGUGUGUAACACAGCUCUAAGUGAAGUGAAAUAUCCAGCUAAGGCUUAAAUCUGUAAGUGUACAGUGUUUAAAACUAUUGAUUCAUCUAUAAAAGAGUCGACUCAUAGUGCUUCAAACGAGUCGCCUUGAUAACGAGUCAUUAGGUGUUUCGCGAUGACGCAGCCACGAAACACAAGCCUCGCCAGUAGUUACGCGCGCAAACCAGGGAGAUUUGAAACCUGCGGCCCCGCCCACUAACACAGAAAAAACACUAGACACACACACACAGACGCCGCCGGUCCAAUGAAGUCACGCUGUGCUCAGAUGGAUAAUAUUGACAGUCUCUACCCAAAGAUGAGUUGUUAACCUGGUACAGUACACGCGGUUACUCUUUAUAUUCUCUUAUCACAUGUAAGCCACGUUAAAAACGCGACGCGUGCCGCUUUGUUUACGGAUUUAACGUUAAAGGCUUUUGUGAGCUCGCGUUCCACUGCCGUUUGUCGUUGCUAUGGCGAUCGAUCGUAAGCUAGGAGACUUGUGUCACUUUCCCUAGUUCUUCUGAGGAGCGUUGUGUGUGUGUGUGUGUGUGAGAGAGAGAGAGAGAGAGAGAGAGAGAGAGAGAGAGAGAGAGAGAGAGACUCGCGUCGCUUUCCCUAGUUCUUCUGAGGAGCGUUGUGUGUGUGUGUGUGUGUGUGAGAGAGAGAGACUCGCGUCGCUUUCCCUAGUUUUUCUGAGGAGCGUUGUGUGUGUGUGAGAGAGAGAGAGAGAGAGAGAGAGAGAGAGAGAGAGAGACUCGCGUCGCUUUCCCUAGUUCUUCUGAGGAGCGUUGUGUGUGUGUGUGAGAGAGAGAGAGACUCGCGUCGCUUUCCCUAGUUCUUCUGAGGAGCGUUGUGUGUGUGUGUGAGAGAGAGAGAGGGAGAGGGAGAGAGAGAGAGAGAGACUCGCGUCGAUCUCCCCAGUUCUUCUGAGGAGGGUUGUGUGUGUGUGAAAAAAGCCUUACACUAUGAAGCGCGUGUGCACUGUGACUACUUUUAUAUAGUUGAUUACCAGCUGGGCAUUUCACUCUGUCUCGUGCUAACGCCUGUCACUGUCGACCAAUCGCAGCAGGCUGUCAUCGGUCCAAUCAGCGCAGAUUAGCUUCGCGCUGAGGAGGGGGUUGGGAACAAAUGAAUCGCUGAACGAUUCAUAUGGGAGUCGUUGGGAUAAUUAGGUAAAAAUAAAUGCAGGUUAUAAGACCAUCAAAGUGUUUUAUGACCUUGCAUGCAUAUUAGACUGUUGUUGGAGACCCUUACAACCUAAAUAUGACCCUAUUUCAUGUAUAAUAUGGGCUCUUUAAGAUUUAGUUUGGGGAAACUUAAAUAUUUUAUGUUCAAUUUGUUUUGUUUUCUUGAUUUAUUUGUGUUGGGACAACAUGAAUGAAGUGUGUAUUCACAGUGUAUUUGACUUUCAUUUUCUGUUAAACACAAAAGAAGAUAUUUUGAAAAAUGCUGUUGCCUUCCAUAGUAAUUUUGUGCCUUAAGUAACCAGCAUUCUUUUAAAUAUCGUCUUUUGUGUUUAGCAGAGGAAAGAAAGUCAUGAAGGUUUAAAACCACAUGAGGGAGAGUAAAUGAUGAAGUCAUUGUCUAUUAUUUUUGGGAGAACUGUCCCUUUAAGGAAAGACACAGCAGGCGAAAAGGGUAAAAAUGUACUAAAACUUGCCAUACCUCUUCAGUUGAUUGAUUACAUUAAGAAUUGCAAACCUUUUGUGUACAAGUUUUGUAAACUAAAUCUAAAUAUUCAAUUUUAAUUAAUUAUGCACUCAUUUGCAUACAUUUCUAGCCUAUUGACGUCAUUUGUAAUGUGUUUACUUUCCAUACUUUUCAGUUACAAGAGUGUGUAAAUGUGUCUACAGAGGGGAUUUUGGGAAUCUCUUUUAUCACUCCAUGUUUUAGAAAGUACUUACAGCCAGAAACAAAGAUUUGACUAUUAAAAUGGUUGUAUACAGGUGAAGUCAGAGUUUUUAUCCCUCCUGAAUUAUUAGCCCCCCUGUAUAUUUUUCCCCAGUACAGAUAUAUGCAUAUACACACACAAAAACUGUGAAAUGAGGUGCAUGUAAAUGCAGCUGAAGUACAUAUUUCUAGUCGGUUGCAGGAGUGAAAAUGGCCUUCUCAAAACUGACAUGUUUAUUUCUUGCAGUGUCUCACCUUAAAGGGACAGUUCACCCAAAAACAAUUUACUCACACUCAAGUAGUUCUAAACUUGGAAUCUGUUUCUUCUGUUGAACACAAAAUAAGAUAUUCUGAAGAAUGUUGGGGGGAAAACGAUCAUUACCAGAACCUAAAGGAAGACAAUGGCUGUUUUUCCCAAACAUCUUCCUUCCUGUUCACCAAAAGAAUGAAACUCCAGCAGGUUUGAAACAAAUGGAGGAUGAGUAAAUGAUGAUAGGUUUUUCAUUUUAGGGUGAACUGCCCCUUUAGGAAUCUUCAUUGUAGCAGUAGAUAUGAUAAGUCUGCUUGUACACAAUCUGAUGAUGCAGCUGUCGUAUGAAUAUUGACAGACAGACUCACAGCCAAUCACAAUUUGAUCAUGCCGAAAUCUCAAAUAAAUCAACAUACAUGCAUACUUGUGUUCAUAAUGUACUCCCUAUAGUUCCCUUUGGAAGGUGUUUUUGUAUUUGGUCUGUUACUGUAUUCAGUGCUAGCACUCCAUCCAUCUUUUACUAAAUGUGAACAAUGCUGUAACUGCAGAUGGAAUGAUUGUACUACGCACAUUUCUCUGGUAUUGUAUUUUACCUGGUGUAUGUAUUUAUCUUAAGGGCUAAUGAAUAAAAAGUAUUUAAGAUUGCUCA